Molecule: messenger RNA, 1903 nt
Organism: Impatiens glandulifera
Lineage: Eukaryota; Viridiplantae; Streptophyta; Magnoliopsida; Ericales; Balsaminaceae
Exons: 4
Coding region: 302-1684 (460 amino acids)
Biological process (GO): lipid catabolic process
Source: RefSeq, a predicted model, not a curated record
UACGCGCCAUGUGAUCUCUCUCUCUAACUUUCUCUCUCCGCAGGGCUUUUUGGUGGCCGUCUUUCUUUCUCCGGUAACUUUCUCCGGUGACCGGUUCUUCGUCUUCAAGCUCCAGCCACCACGUGAAUCAGUAUCACCUUUAAUAUACACUUUUUAUCUUCUUUAGCUAUCAUCCACAUAUCUCUCUAUCAAACCACCACUUGUAGAAUUCUAAUAAUGUAAUCCGUUCAAAUUCCUCAGCACUGCAGUUCUCUCGCCGCCGAACUCAUCUCUGUCCGGCCGUCCUAGAUCUCCGAUUACAAUGUCGGUGGCUUGUGGAAUGGAGUACGUUGUUGCAAUAGGCUGUUGCCGUUGGGCCUGGAAACGUUGUACAUACAUUGGAUCUUACGAUAGCGCCACCUGGCCAACAGCUACACUCGAUGAAUUUCUCCCCGUUCCUCACCUUUGCCGCUUAAUCCUCGCCGUCUACGAAGAAGAUCUUCACAAUCCUAAAUUCCCUCCCGCCGGCGGCUACAGACUCAACCCCGAUUGGUUAGUCAAGCGUGUUACAUACGAACAAACUGAAGGAAAAGCGCCGCCAUAUAUCAUCUACGCUGACCACAAACACGAGGAGAUCGUAAUAGCCAUUCGCGGCCUCAAUUUGAUUAAGGAGAGCGAUUAUAAGCUUCUAUUAGACAAUCGCCUUGGUAUGCAGAUGUUCGACGGAGGUUACGUUCACCAUGGUCUGCUGAAAUCGGCUCUCUGGUUGCUCAAUCAGGAAUCUGAUACUCUUUGUCGACUGUGGGUGGAUAAUGGUUCGUCUUACAAGAUUGUUUUCGUCGGACAUUCUUUGGGCUCUGGUGUAGCUGCACUGGCAACUAUAAUCGUGGCGAAUCAUCGUGAUCAGCUAGCUGGAAUACCGAGGAACAAACUGCGUUGCUAUGCUCUUGCGCCUGCUAGGUGUAUGUCACUUAACUUAGCCGUCAAGUAUGCCGACAUGAUUUACUCUGUGGUGUUGCAGGAUGAUUUCUUGCCAAGAACAGCAACGCCUUUGGAAGAUAUCUUUAAAUCCAUCUUCUGCUUGCCUUGUUUAAUGUUAGCGAUUUGCUUGAGAGACACCUUCAUACCAGAAGGCAUAAAGCUUAGAGAUCCUAGACGACUAUAUGCUCCUGGUAGAAUGUAUCAUAUUGUUGAAAGGAAAUUUUGCAAAUGUGGAAGGUUUCCUCCAGUAGUAAGAACAGCAAUUCCUGUUGAUGGAAGGUUUGAGCAUAUUGUGUUAUCUUGCAAUGCAACAUCAGACCAUGGAAUUAUUUGGAUUGAGAGAGAAGCAGAGAAGGCUCUACAAGUAAUGAAGCAUGAAGAAGAGGAAGAUAAAACAAGGAUGACUCCUCCGAAAACACAAAGAAUUGAGAGGUUGCAGACCAUAGAAAAAGAACACAAAGAUGCUUUGGAGAGAGCUGUUAGCUUAAACGUGCCUCAUGCAGUCACCACCACCUCCUAUGAAGAAGAAGAAGGAAUGGAUAUUGAGGAAGAAGAUGAUGAUAGAAUUAUUAACACUGCAGAUUUGUCCGAAAGCAGCAGCAGUACAGCAGGUGGUGGGACAAGAGCAAAUUGGGAUAAAGUGGUGGAGAAGCUUUUCAAGAGGAAUGAUUCAGGCAAACUCCUAUUAAAACAACACCAUGAAGAAGGAGGAGGACGUAGCUAGAGUGAUUCACAAUACUCAUGUUGUAUGUAAGUAAUUCUCAUAUUUAUUUGUUUUGUUUUUUCGCAAUAGCCCUUGUUUGAUGUAGGAUUUUUUUCAAAAUAAACCGAUUUUUGUGUGCAAAAAAUACUUGUUUGAUGUAUUAUUCAUCUGGGUUAAAUGACCAAAUUAUUCAUUUGUAUUUAAUAUUAAGGGAUUAUUUGAAAAUUCUAAGGAAUCAUA